Egretta garzetta (little egret) is the source of this 2217-nucleotide messenger RNA. It is a transcript of the gene GLB1L, whose product is annotated as galactosidase beta 1 like. The record is from RefSeq and is a predicted model, not a curated record. The transcript is spliced from 17 exons. Gene Ontology annotation, cellular component: vacuole. Lineage: Eukaryota; Metazoa; Chordata; Aves; Pelecaniformes; Ardeidae. Gene Ontology annotation, biological process: carbohydrate metabolic process. The coding region runs from base 166 to 2217 and encodes 683 amino acids. Gene Ontology annotation, molecular function: beta-galactosidase activity.
GGGACGUUUUUCUGUCCUUCAGACAGCAGCAGCAUCCCCCCUGCCGGAGCUGUAACCGGGGUUUCCAUCACCACCCCUCUGGUGAAACAAGCUGUGCUGCUGUUCCAGCUGCCUGCACUUAGGACCUGGAGGAAGCACCCGGUGCUGGCCGAGAAGGAUCAUGUGAUGGUGGUGUCCACGUCCCCCUUCGUCCCCCAUCCUGGGCCAGCGGAGCGCCCUGCGAGGAUGGGGCUGCCGGCUCUCACCCUGCUGCUGGCAGCGGGGCUCCUGCACACACAGGCCUCCCCUCCAGCACGCUCCUUCCAGCUGGAUUUCGAGGAGGACUGCUUCCGCAAGGACGGUGUCCCUUUCCGCUACAUCUCGGGCAGCAUCCACUACGCCCGUGUCCCACGCCCUGCCUGGAGGGACCGGCUCCUCAAGAUGUACAUGAGCGGGCUCAGCACCGUGCAGGUCCACAUCCCCUGGAACUACCACGAGCCGCUGCCAGGGGUUUAUGACUUUGCUGGGGACCGGGAUGUGGAAGCUUUCCUGGACCUGACCGCUGAGCUGGGGCUUCUGGUGAUCCUGCGGCCGGGGCCCUACAUCUGUGCGGAGUGGGAGAUGGGUGGCCUGCCUGCCUGGCUGCUGUGGAAACCAGACAUCGUCCUGCGCUCCUCCGACCCCGCCUACCUGGCCGCUGUGGACUCCUGGCUCCAUGUCCUGCUACCCAAGAUCAAGCCACGCCUGUACCAGCAUGGGGGCAACAUCAUCAGCGUACAGGUGGAGAACGAAUACGGGAGCUACUACGCCUGUGACUACGAGUACCUGCGGCACUUGCUGGGCUCCUUCCGGGCACUGCUGGGGAACGAGGUGCUGCUCUUCACCACUGACGGCUCACAGGUGGAGGAGCUGCGCUGCGGCACACUGCAGGGGCUCUACGCCACUGUCGACUUUGGGCCAGACUCCAACGUGACAGAGGCAUUUGGUGCCCAGCGCCGGGUCGAGCCAAAGGGGCCCCUGGUGAACUCCGAGUACUACACGGGCUGGCUGGACUACUGGGGGGAGGCGCACGCCAGCACCAGCGCGGGGCGGGUGGCCCGGGGGCUCGAGGACAUGCUGCAGCUGGGAGCCAGCGUCAACAUGCAAGUAGUCACCUGGUGGGGGGCACAGCCGAGGGGUCCAUGCCCUCCCAUUUCCAGCUGGGGCUGGGUUCCAUGCCCUGAGCUUUGCCAGAGACAAUUCCUCCAGCUCCCAUCGCUUCCCUGCCCAGGUGCUGACUUCAAGGACCAGUACAAACCAGUGACCACCAGCUACGACUAUGAUGCCCCCCUCUCAGAGGCAGGAGACCCCACCGAGAAGCUGUUUGCCAUCCGCACGGUCAUCAGCAAGUUCCAGGCCCUGCCAGUCCGUCUGAUGCCACCCGCAACCCCAAAGUAUUAUGCCUAUGGCUGGGUGGCCCUGCGGAAGUAUGCUGACCUCCUGGAUGUCUUGGAUGUGCUCUGCCCCUUGGGGCCUAUCCAGAGCCAGUUCCCCCUCACCUUUGAGGCCAUAAAGCAGGCCCAUGGCUUUGUGCUGUACCGCACACGGCUGCCCCGGGAUGUCCUGGACCCGGCCACGCUGGGUGCUCCUCCCCAUGGUGUCUGUGACCGCGGCUACGUGAUGCUGCAGCAGGAGUACCAGGGGACACUGGAGCGGGAUGGGCAGACAACGCUGCGUGUGACGGGCAGGGCAGGGGACACCCUGGAUGUGCUCCUGGAGAACAUGGGCAGGAUCAGCUUCGGGGCCAACAUCAGUGACUUCAAGGGCUUGCUUGGGAACCUCUCCUUGGACUCCAGCCCUCUCAGCAACUGGCUGAUCUACCCCCUGGCCAUAGACACUGCCAUCCAGCAGGGCUGGCCGCAUGCUGCCCUGCCAAAAUCAAGCAGAGGGAGCAGAGCAGGGCCGGCCUUCUACACUGGGACUUUUGAAACCCCUGGCAUCACCUGGGACACCUUUGUGAAGUUCCCAGGUUGGAGCAAGGGCCAGCUGUGGAUAAAUGGCUUUAACCUGGGCCGGUACUGGCCCCGCCGUGGGCCCCAGCAGACCCUCUUUGUGCCUGGCUCGGUGCUGCAUGCUGGCCGCCCCAACAACAUCACGGUGCUGGAGCUGGAAGGGGCACCCCUCAACCCGUUCCUGCUCUUUCUUGACCGACCCCUUUUCAACAGGACCCUCAGCCGCAGCACCACCGCCACAAAAUAA